CCCCAAGACAUCCCAACCUCAAGUGCCUGCGGACACCUCCGCCUGUUCGUCUCCAGUCCGAUCGGCUCCGGUGUCGUGGCUCAAAUAAUCGUGCUUGUGGGGCCCACGCCUUCUAACCGGUACAUCCAGUGUGACAAUGCGCCUUCUACGACUCGACGACGGCCCCAGCUUCAGCCUGGCCGACUUUGCCGAAGACGAGGCCCCUCGCUACGCCAUACUCUCGCACACCUGGGGACGCGACGGCGAUGAAGUCACGUACAAGGACAUCGUAGACGGCACCGGAAGCGCCAAGGCUGGCUACGACAAGCUCCGCUUCUGCGCCGCCCAAGCCAAGAACGACCGGCUGGACUACUGCUGGAUAGACACCUGCUGCAUCGACAAGACAAGCGCCGCCGAGCUUACUGAAAGCAUCAACUCCAUGUUCCGGUGGUACCAGAAUGCCGCCAAGUGCUAUGUUUUCCUUGCAGAUGUCUCGACUCCUACGAGCGAGGGCGACAGAGACUCCCAGCUGCGGAACAGUCGGUGGUUCACUCGAGGCUGGACGCUGCAAGAGCUCAUUGCUCCCCGAUGCGUCGAAUUUUUCUCGCAACAGCGUGAGCGGCUCGGGGACAGAAAGUCGCUAGAGAAGCAGAUUCACCAGGUUACCGGCAUUUCUGUCCAUGCGCUUCGAGGGGAGCCGCUGCCUCACUUUCCUACCGACGAGCGCAUGUCGUGGGCAGCAAACAGAUCAACCAAGCGACCCGAAGACAAAGUGUACUCUCUGCUUGGAAUCUUCGAUAUCCACAUGGAAGCCAUCUACGGCGAGGGCGAGCAUCAUGCAUUUCGGCGGCUCUUUCGGGAGCUCGAGAAGUACUCCGAAAACCAGCAGCUGAGCGCGCUCUUCCAGGAUCAACUAAAACUAUCCUCCUCCAAGCAGCCAAAGACGCCUCUCGUAGAUCUAGCAUGGCUCGUGCCGUUCGAGCGGAACCCCCGCUUCACCGGCCGCGAACCUGAGCUGACUCGGCUCGAAGAGAUGCUGUUCGGCACGCAUCAUGCCGCGAAGCUCGCCAUUACCGGUCUCGGAGGUGUAGGAAAGACCCAGCUAGUCACCGAACUGCUGUACCGUGUCGCCGACAAGCAGAAGCACUGCUCGUUCAUCUGGAUUUCCGCAGUCAACGUGGAAAGCCUGCACCAAUCUUACCUGGACGUUUCCCGGCAGCUGGGUAUACCCGGGGGUGAAGAUGACAAGGCAGACGUGAAGAGACUGGUACAGGCACAUCUAAGCAAAGAAAGCACAGGGCAGUGGCUGCUAGUGUUCGACAACGCCGACGACCUGGACAUGUGGAUCCCUAAGACUGCUGGCCAGCAGCCUGGGCAUGGACCGCGCCCUCUAGUCGACUACCUCCCGAAGAGCAAGCAAGGAACCGUCGUGUUCACGACGCGCGAUAGGAAGAUAGCAGUCAAGCUCGCGCAACCGAACGUGGUGGACGUUCCGGCCAUGGGAGAAGAUGCGGCUGCCGAACUGCUAGGGAAGUGCCUGAUCAACCCGGGUCUCGUUCACCAUGGACAAGAAACAAGCGCACUGCUUUCGCAGCUCACCUUCCUUCCGCUAGCCAUUGUUCAGGCAGCGGCGUACAUCAACGAGAAUGCGAUAUCGCUCGCGGACUAUCUGUCGCUCCUGGCCGAACAGGAAGAGGAGGUUAUUGAUCUUCUCAGCGAGGACUUUGAAGACGACUGGAGGUAUCGCGACAUCAAUAAUCCGGUAGCCACGACAUGGCUGAUUUCUUUUGACCAAAUCCGGCAGCGCGAUAGGCUGGCGGCCGAUUACUUGUCGCUCAUGGCCUGUAUUGAGCCAAAGGACAUUCCGCAGUCUCUUCUUCCACCAGGAGUGUCGCGGAAGAAGGAAGUAGAUGCAAUCGGUAUACUCACGGCGUAUUCUUUUGUUCAUAUAGGACCGGCCGACGAGUGCCUCGAUCUUCAUCGGCUAGUGCAUUUAGCGACCCGGAACUGGCUGCGGAAGGAAGAGUUGCUCGCGCAGUCAACGGAGCGAGCUAUUUUGCGACUCAGCGAAGUGUUUCCGGACGACGAACCUCAGAAUAGGACGACGUGGAGAAAGUAUCUAGCACAUGCUAGCUACGCGUUAGACAGCGGUGUUACCGGCGAUGAUGACGAGGCCAGAACUAGUUUGCUGUGGAAACUGGGGCUGUGUCUGUACGAGGACGGGCGGUGGAAUGAGGCGGAGAAGGCUUUUUCGCGAGUGACGGAGACUCGCAAGCGGUUGCUUGGGCCCGAGCAUCCGGACACGCUAGCUAGUAUGAGCAACCAGGCGUUGACGUACAAGGAGAAUGGCCAGUGGAACAAGGCUGAAGAGUUAAACGUGCAAGUAAUGGAGACUCGUAAGCGGGUGCUGGGCCUAGAGCAUCCAGACACGCUAACUAGCAUGGGCAACCUGGCGUUAACGUAUUGGAACAAAGGUUGGUGGGAUAGGGCGGAAGAGCUGCAGGUGCAAGUAAUGGAGACUCAAAAGCAGGUGCUAGGCCCAGAGCAUCUAAACACGCUGGCUAGCAUGGGCAACCUGGCGUCGACGUAUUGGAACAAAGGCUGGUGGGAUAGGGCGGAAGAGCUGGAGGUGCAAGUAAUGGAGACUCACAAGCGGGUGCUAGGCCCAGAGCAUCCAGACACGCUGACUAGCAUGAACAACCUAUCGUAUACAUGGAAAGCUAUGGGAAAGCAGCCCGAGGCUCUUACAUUAAUGGAUGAGUGCGUACAGCUAGGAACGCGGGUUUUGGGAGAUGAUCAUCCUGAUCUUCAUUCCUCCUCUGCGGCGUUAAAAGCGUGGCGAUUAGAAGAUAAAGGCUGAUGCUUCGUUAGGAGAGGAGUACGUUGGGUCUUAUUAAUCAUCACAAGCGGUCAGAGGAUGCCGCACCCUCCCCCAAAAUCAAGAAAUCCAAGAUGUAA
Messenger RNA from Trematosphaeria pertusa, 2937 nucleotides. RefSeq names its product HET-domain-containing protein. The transcript has 2 exons. Gene Ontology annotation, molecular function: protein binding; ADP binding. Bases 137 to 2839 code for a protein of 900 amino acids. Lineage: Eukaryota; Fungi; Ascomycota; Dothideomycetes; Pleosporales; Trematosphaeriaceae. The record is from RefSeq and is a predicted model, not a curated record.